Amphiprion ocellaris (clown anemonefish) is the source of this 4163-nucleotide messenger RNA. RefSeq lists its product as uncharacterized. The transcript has 4 exons. NCBI's taxonomy places the organism in Eukaryota, Metazoa, Chordata, Actinopteri, Pomacentridae. The record is from RefSeq and is a predicted model, not a curated record. Bases 144 to 929 code for a protein of 261 amino acids.
GCCCACACUGACAGGUGUGACUCCACUGCAGCUUUACAUUCAGCCUGAGGACGCGACUCCCGCAUGGAAGCCGGAGGAGACGCACUGUAGGCGCAGAUAUCCGCUCCAAGACGCAAACCGGAGGCGCACAGCUGCGGGUCAGGAUGAAGGUGCAGAUCGUGCUGCCGCUGUCCAUAAUCGUGUCCGUCGCCCUGCUGGGGUUCCUCAGGGUGCUGAAGAAGGAGGAACUGACGCAGAACAAACGCAGCCGGUUCCAGGAAAUCAAGGUCCGUGUGAGCGCCGACGUCCUGGGGGAGUAUCUGAAAGAGAAGGUCGACACGGAGCUGCGGCUCGGGAAGGCCGAGGAGGAGCAGAAGACCCUGGAGGAGCAGGUCAACGCCUUGAAGGCCAAUGAAGAGAAGGCCAAGGGGGAUGUGGACAUCUGCACGGCAGAGAUGAAAUCUGAGACGGAUCAACUGGCGGCAGUAGAGGCAGAAGUAAACAUGCUGAAAGGUGAAUUUGAGAAGGAGAGCAACAGCUGGAAAACAGAACAUGAAGCACUGAAGCAGGAGCUAGAAAAACGGAGUCCAGUGUGCAACUAUUUAAACAGAGAAUCAGGAGCAAUGAGAACUUUGUGUGGUGCUGAAGCCCAGAAAAAAGAAGACCCAAAGGCGGAAGAACCUAAAAAAGAAGAACCAAAGGCGCAAGAACCUAAAAAAGAAGAACCAAAGGCGGAAGCUCCUAAACAAGAAGAACCUAAAAAAGAAGAACCAAAGGCUGAAGAACCUAAAAAAGAAGAACCAAAGGCUGAAGAGCCUAAAAAAGAAGAACCAAAGGCAGAAGAACCUAAAAAAGAAGAACCAAAGGCAGAAGAACCUAAAAAAGAAGAACCAAAGGCGGAAGAACCUAAACAAGAAGAAAAAAAGGCAGAAGAACCUAAAAAAGAGUAACCUAACAGGGAAGCUCCAGAACAAGAAGAACAUCCCAAGGCAGAAGCUCUUAAGUUGAGAUGAGGUAUUGCUUCCUGUGAAUUUCUCCUCUUCAGAACUUUCACUGCUACAUCUGUUAAAGAGACACAGUUCGUGAUUGGGUGAAACCAGAGUCCAGCUUGUUGUUUUUGUCGGAUUCUUGAGUGUGUUUAUUUGGACAUGAGCGUCCUGAAGGUCUACAACAGGAAGUUUAUGGGUUAAAGGAACACGUUGAGCAUAAAACCAGAGUUUAUGGGUGUUUUAAACCUGCUAAAUCUCCAUUUUAAGUGAUGCAGAUGAUGAGUUUGGGGUUUAAAAAGUGUCUCCCUUUCACCAGUUAUUGUCCUGAGAGUUCUCGAUACAGAUUGAGGUUUUUAUCUGCAGAUGUAUGCUAGUAAUGCUAAUUAAUGCAAGGGAAGCUGACAUGCAUUCGGCUGGUAAUGCAGAAAAUGCAUGAAUAUGUUGUUGUGUUUGGUGAGUAGUCCAUUUAGUGUUGCUGCUAUUAGACCACAGAUUGGAAAACUGCUUAUUCUGUUGGCACUUAUCUCCAAGAAUUGUCAAUUAAUAGCAUUAUUUUCACCAAAAACUAGCGAUUUCUUCUUUAUGCAACAGCGUCAGACCUAAAUUCACUUCAAUAUCAUGUUUAAAUCCAUGAAAUUUAAUGUUUCAGAAUUCUGAAUUGAGUCACUGUGUGGUUAAAUAAAUAUAUUAGCAUUACUGUUUUGCGGGAUAUGCAGUAGCAGCACUUUUUACCAAUAAAUCUGCUCGUUUUGUGCAAAAAAAGAGUCAAAGUGCACCAAUUUUCCCCUUUUAAGGGCUUCACAUGCAGAAAACCUGGUUAACAAAGAAAGUUGAUUAUCUUUGAUUGGGUUUUUAGGUUUUUUUAAGCCAACUAAGUCAAAAAAAAAAAAAAAAACCCUGGCUUUUUCAAACUCACUUCAUGGCACUGAGGAAUCUGGUUAUCUAACAGAGCCUGACAGAUCUGUGAUUGGUUGAUGAUUAAUGAACACUUUUGCAAACUCCAGAACACUCCCUUAAUCGUUGGCCAUAAAAUGAAUGACACAGUUUCCCUCCCAGACUUAAACAGGUCAACACCUCCAUGCUUUCUCCCAUCUAUAUAACUUUCAUUUAAAGCUGCAGAAAUGUUUUCACUGCUGCCUUUGUUUGAGUUUCUGUUCCACUGACUAAAACCAGAAACUUGCAACUGAAUCCCAGUUUCUUUGACAGUCAUACAGCUUCACUUUCACUGCUGGACCAGAUAUGUGUUGCAGAAAUCUGUAAUUUAAUUCUUCCUUGCCGAAAGGAGCUUUUCAGAUCUUGACCUUUCCUUUUUUUUUCAGUACAAAUGACGUCACUUUUAUGGUUCACGUGUUUCUAAUUACAGAUUUCUACAAUUCAGCAGCAGAUAUCUACAGUUUAAUUCUGAUUGGUUGAAGUUUCCUCAGACCUAUCUCACUGUCUGUUUAGAUUCUUAAAUGAAGUUAGAACUGGUCAGAAUGAUGCUGUAGAACCUCAAACUGGAAUCACAACUAGUCAGAAUGUAAUCACAGCUAACUUGAGUUAGCGUUUUGUCUUUAAAAUGACGUUGCAGAUAUCUGGAGCUACGUCGAGUUGCACCAGUUUUACCUCCAUGUCAGAGCAGUCUGAGGACGAAGUUCUGGUAAAUUUGGACGACAAGUUUCCAAUGAACGUAGCUCUGGUUCUCCACAAACUCGUGGGUCUUUCAAAACCAUCUGAUCUACCAAAGAAGCCUCUAUUACUUCUGCUGGGCCAACAUCCAAUGAGAAGCAUCAUAGCAAGUCAGUCUAGUCACAAUGACAUUAGAGAUCUCUUUAAUUCAGUUUGAGUUACAGUAACAGCUGCAGCGAUCUCAAACCGACUGGCUAAAAUUAUCUGUUAUUUUACUUCUGUGCCGUCCAACUCAAUGCUAAAUGCUAAAAGGGCUCAAAGCUAGCAUAUCUGGGUUUAAGAAAUCUGGGAUAAGUUCUUGAAUUCCUGCUCCUGACCAUGCAAAUGCACUCAACCUAGCUUCUAAAGCAGUUACCAACCGUAAAUUAUUAUUCUAUUUUCGUGUGUUAUUUAUUUUUAUGCAACAAAAUUAAAAAAGAUUGAAGUUGUGGGUGUUUUGGUGUUGGUUAUGUUUAUUUUUUUUUAGCUUUCGGUGUUGGUGUAAAAUGCUUUCUCUAAUAAGCUGACCAUGUAAAAAAGAACCAAAGGCAGAACCACUUAAACCAGAAUACCCAAAGGCGAAAGAACCCAAAAAAUAGAAUAACCAAAGUCGGAACAACCCAAAAAUAGAAUAACCAAGGGCGAAAGAACCCAAAAAUAGAAUAACCAAAGGUGGAAGAACACAAAAAUAGAAUAACCAAAGGUGAAGAACCCCAAAAAUAGAAUAACCAAAGGCGGAAGAACCCAAAAAUAGAAUAACCAAAGGUGGAAGCUCCUAAACUGUCCAUCCAAACACAUUCAACCCAGCUUCUAAAUCACUUACUAACUGCACUAUUACCAUUCUAGGAUAACAGGGUUUUUUUUAUACCGACAAAUCAAAGAUAAGAUGGUUUUACUUUAGCUGACAUGUUUCAGCUGCAGUUUUCUUCAGAGCGUCAUCCGACGUGUGCUGACGUGUCGUUUUUUUAUCAGGUGCCAGGUCUGACGGAUCUGUCAGAAUCUGUCAGACUGAUUAAAAAAGGACACGUCAGCACACGUCAGAUGACGCUCUGAAGAAAACUGCAGCUGAAACAUGUCAGCUAAAGUAAAACCAUCUUUGAUUUGUUGGUAUAAAAAAGAAACGUUAUCCUAUGAUAAUAAACAACAAAAUGAACAUCAUCCAACUAUUACCAUUCUAUUUCCGUGUGUUACUUAUUUUUAUGCAUCAAAAUGAAAAAGAUUGAAGUUGUGGGUGUUUUGGUGUUGGUCGUAUGUUUUUUUGUUUUGUUUUCGAUGGUGUAAAAUGCUUAUUUGAACUGACCGUGUUUUGCUUCGAUGCUCACAAAGAAGGUCAUCAUGAGAAGUAAAGAAUGUUACUGACUAAACAGGGUUGAUAGGAAAAGUUAUCCUUCAAUCACUAACUCAGGGGCAGCAGCAGUGUUUGCUGUAAUUCAGCUGAUUUAUGGCGCCGGCUGUGCACCGGCUUUGUUUUAACACAGGGGUUGUAUGUCUGCAAUAUGUUCUAAAUGAUGAAUUUAAGUUAAAAAGAAUAAACCAAACUAUGAAUGA